AUGGAGGAUAACUCUGACAUCGACAAGGCUACUACAAAUGUGCCUCAGACAUUGAAAGAGGAGAACACCAAUGUCCCGGCUGCUGAUUCAACCCCCGAGACUCGAUCAGGGACUCCUACUGAGUCUGAGACAGAAGAUGAAAAACCAAACCCGGCCAACCCAAGCGAGAAACGGCGGGCACUCAACUGUAAAUUCAAGGAUUUGCUGUCACGGCGGGCUGAAGCCAUCACAGAGGAUGAUGUCAAGGCCGUUAUCAAGGCAACUGAUGAUACUCAGCUAUCAAUGACAAAUAUAAUUGCCAAACAGGACUAUACCUCGAUUAUCCAUGACCCUCGUGAAUAUCAGCUUGAGCUUUUUGAGAAAGCAAAGGAGAAGAAUAUCAUUGCUGUACUCGAGACUGGCUCUGGAAAAACACUUAUUGCUGUCCUUCUUCUCAAGCAUGUCAUUGAACAGGAAUUGACAGACCGUAGCCUUGGACUGCCGCCUCGUAUCUCAUUCUUCCUGAACAAUAUACCUCAGAAGAUAGACAAAUUUUGUGGUGCAAUGCAGACAGAUCUCUGGAACAAGGAAACCUGGGAAGGCCACUUCAAGAGAAAUAUGGUUAUUGUCUGUACUGCAGAAGUGCUUCAUCAAUGUCUGCUUCAUUCCUUUAUUCAGAUCGACCAAAUAAACCUGUUGAUCUUUGAUGAGGCUCACCAUGCUAAAAAGGAGCAUCCAUAUGCAAGAAUCAUCAAGGACUUUUAUCUAAAAGAGCCUGAGAGGAAGCCAAAAAUAUUUGGCAUGACUGCAUCACCAGUGGAUGCUAAGGUUGAGGUUGUAGGGGCAGCAAAAACUCUUGAAGCCAUGCUCGACAGCCAGAUAACCACGGCAUCAAAUCCUGCUCUUCUACGGCAGAGCGUGACUCGGCCAACAGAAGAAAUUUGGGAAUAUGAUAGGCUUGAAUUGCCUUUUGAGACACCACUUUAUAGCAAGCUUCGACAGAAGUUUGGUGAUAUCAAGGUCCUGGAAAAGAUAUUUAAAUUCUCACGUGAGACAUCCUCAAGUCUAGGAAGCUGGUGCUCUGACUGGAUAUGGAGCUACUGUUUGAGUGAGGAAACCCUGCCUAAGCUAGAAGCUAGGUCAAACCGGCCCUUGAUGAAAAGUAUACCCGACCAGUCCUCUUGUGAUACGGAAGCUGAAAGGAUCAGGGAGGCGGGAGCCAUCAUCAAGGAGCAUGAGUUUGGUGACCCGGUUGCUAACCCGGAGCUUCUCAGCCGUAAGGUGCUACUGCUGAGAGACCAGCUCCUACGGCGGUUCAAAGAAAAUCCAGAUACUCGAUGCAUCGUCUUCACUGCACAACGCCAUACAGCAAGAAUUCUUAGAGAUCUUUUCAAGAAAAUCGGAUCUCAAUAUAUUCGGCCAAACCUACUGGUUGGUGUUCGGUCUGGUGGUGAUAAAAUUGGACUAGACAUCUCUUUCAGAGAACAGUUCCUGAAUGUGAUAGCUUUCAGGAAGGUGAAUGAAUCCAACGAGUAUUUAAUACCGGGCCUUGGAACUGACUUCAAUCUCAGAUUCGAUCUUUACUCUACACUCAUUCAAUAUAUCCAGAGCAGAGGCAGAGCUCGACAUAUGGAGUCCACGGUAUGCAUUACGUACCUGGAAGUUUCUCUAGUCCAAACUAACAUCUUUACUCAGUUUGCACACAUGGUGGAACGCAAUAACCUAAUGCAUGAGACUGCGGUCGAGGAAGAAGUUCUCACUCGCUUCUGCAAAUCCCUUCCAGAAGACAGAUUAUUAAAGGGGACUGGUGACAUUGAUAUGAUGAUAGAAAAAGACAGGCAGCAAAAAUCUUACACUAUCAAAAGCACGGGUGCAAAGCUCACCUACCCUUCUUCAUUAGCUGUUCUUGCACACUACGCAAGCACUUUGCAAUAUGAAAAAGAACUGUCAACUCAGGUCAGUUAUAUCAUCCAUCCGAAAGAUGGUGCUUUCAUCUGUGAGACCAUACUCCCUGAGAAAUCACCAAUACGAGGAUGCAUGGGAAAGUCGGCCUCGCGGAAGCUCCUUGCAAAGCAAUCCGCAGCCUUUGAGACGUGCCUGCUGCUGCGCAAGAACAGGUUACUCGAUGAAUAUUUCAUUUCGACCUACCACAAACGACUCCCGGUAAUGAGAAAUGCUCGACUCGCCAUCACAUCGAAGAAAAGCAACAAAUAUAGCAUGAUAUCCAAACCUGCAGCGUGGGAACUCUCUAGGGGAGAGUCACCAACGGUUCUAUAUGCCACUGUUCUCUCACUCUCGGACUGCGAGAAGCUGCAAAAGUCUUACCACCCAAUUGUGUUGUUGACAAGAGUUCCAAUGCCUGACUUCCCCGCUUUCCCCUUAUACCUGGAACACAAUAAGAAAUGCAGUAGCUGCAGCAUAAGAGUUGAGGAAGGACUCAAAGUCAUACCACCUGAAUUGGAGCUUUUGACCAAAUUCACCUUCAGGGUCUUCGAGGAUGUCUUUCACAAAAUUUAUGAAGAAAAUUCAUCGCUGGUGUCUUACUUGAUUGCACCCGCAAAACUUGACGGUGUUACAGAUAUCAAAAAGUCAAACCCAGUCGAACUGAUCGAUUGGCAGAUGCUACAAUAUAUUCAAGAAAAUGAGGAACUUCUCUGGUCGCCUGAUAUGCCUAACGAAUUCCUCGAGAACAGGUUCCUUGUAGACAAGUGGGAUGGGAGAUAUCGUUAUUUUUCAAUCAAAGUUGAUCCAACUCGGCGGCCUCAGGACCCAGUUCCAGAGAACGUGGCCCGACGCCGAUACAUGGACAACAUUAUGAACUAUUGUCUCAGCUUGUUCAAAAACUCGCGAGCUAGAUUCAUGAAAAGGUGCAACUGGGACCAGCCAGUAUUACGCUCGGAACUCAUACAGCUUCGCCGAAACUUCCUGGAUAUAGAUGAGAACCAGAAAAGUCCUCCUGUGGACUACUAUGUCUGCGCGGAGGCAUUAAAAAUUUCUGCAAUCUCUGUUCCCUUGGCCACACAGAUAUUCGUUUUCCCAGCAAUGAUCUGGAGAAUGGAAUCUUAUCUCAUUGCUUUGGAGGCCUGUGAAAAGCUUCAGCUGAAGAUUCCUCCAGAACUAGCGCUUGAGGCAUUAACUAAAGACUCGGAGAACACAGAGGAGCACGGCAUGGAACAAAUUCGAUUCCAAAGCGGAAUGGGCAAGAAUUAUGAACGACUUGAGUUCCUUGGUGACUGCUUCUUGAAGAUGGCAACAUCCAUAUCUCUCUUUGCCAUGAAUCCAGAUAAUGAUGAAUACGACUACCAUGUCAAACGUAUGCUACUCAUCUGCAACCAGAAUUUGUUCAACAAUGCAAUAAUUCUGGAGAUUUUCAAGUUCAUCCGCAGCAGAUCAUUCUCAAGACGAGCAUGGUAUCCUGAGGGUUUAACACUGCUUAAAGGCAAAGAUAAGAAAGAAGGUCCAAACGGUCCUGAGCAUGCACUUGCUGACAAAACUAUUGCUGAUGUAUGCGAGGCUCUAAUUGGAGCAUCUCUACUGGCUGGAGGUCCUGAUCACAAAUUUGACAUGGCUACAAAGGCAGUCACAGUUUUUGUCAAUAGUGAUGACCAUCGCGUGGAAAAAUGGGCAGACUACUCAAGACUGUACUCUUUGCCAAACUACCAAACAGCAUCAGCCAGUGCAUCUGAGAUUGACGUCGCCAACCAAAUCCAGUCAAAACUCGGCUAUUGUUUCAAGUACCCUAAGCUCCUUCGGUCGGCUUUCAUGCACCCAUCGUAUCCAUCUCAGUGGGCAAAUGUCCCUUGUUACCAACGUCUGGAAUUCCUUGGUGAUUCUUUACUUGAUAUGGUUUGCGUCAAUCAUCUUUUUGAAAGAUACCCCGACAAAGACCCCCAAUGGCUCACGGAGCACAAAAUGGCAAUGGUAUCCAACAAGUUCCUUGGUUCGCUUGCAGUCAGCCUCAACCUCCAUGUCCAUCUUAUCCAUAUCAGCAACACUCUCCAAGGCCAAAUAACUAGCUACACUGAAGAACUGCAGGCUAUGAAAAUCAAAAUGGAAGGAAACCUUGAGGCCUGGACGUACACAAACGAACCACCAAAGUGUUUACCGGACAUUGUUGAAGCAUACCUCGGAGCUAUAUUCGUGGACUCGAAUUUCAAUUUUGACGUUGUGGAUGAUUUCUUCCGAAAGUUCAUCCAGCACUAUUUCGAGGACAUGAGUGUGUACGAUACGUUCGCUAACAAGCACCCUAUCACCUUCCUUCACACUCGACUCGCCGUAGAUUUCGGCUGCACGUUCUACGCCUUGAAAGCAGAUGAAAUACCAUGUGUAGACGGCACCACGGUGCGUGCCCUCGCGGCUGUUUGCGUCCACGACGACAUCGUGGCCGAAGGGGUCGCCUCAUCUCCUCGCCAUGCCAAGUUGAAGGCGAGCCAGAAUGCCCUUCAGAUCCUGGAGGAGAUGAGUGCGGCGGACUUCCGAGCAAAGUACAAGUGCGACUGCCGCGAGAGACAGGAGGAGCACGAGGAAGAGGAGCCAGAGACAGCGGAAGAGUGA
Molecule: messenger RNA, 4533 nt
Organism: Trichophyton benhamiae CBS 112371
Lineage: Eukaryota; Fungi; Ascomycota; Eurotiomycetes; Onygenales; Arthrodermataceae
Exons: 13
Coding region: 1-4533 (1510 amino acids)
Biological process (GO): siRNA processing
Cellular component (GO): RISC complex; nucleus; cytoplasm
Molecular function (GO): DNA binding; RNA binding; ribonuclease III activity
Source: RefSeq, a predicted model, not a curated record